This is a messenger RNA of Plasmodium inui San Antonio 1, 441 nucleotides long. RefSeq lists its product as hypothetical. The coding region runs from base 1 to 441 and encodes 146 amino acids. Lineage: Eukaryota; Apicomplexa; Aconoidasida; Haemosporida; Plasmodiidae. The record is from RefSeq and is a predicted model, not a curated record. The transcript has a single exon.
AUGGGUACACACAUAAGACCAUUGAAGUGUGUUCCCCCCUUGGAGCGUGAUCAUGGAGGCAGCUUCGUUCGGCCAUCCCAGGGGAUUCAGGAAGGGACCCUCUCCAAAGGCACCGCGGGGACCACUGUCCAGAGAGGCGCCAAAUGCGAUGAAAAUGCAUGUGCCAUUGGAUGUGCCAAUCAACCCAUCGUGCAGCUGGAGUGUCCACCAAAAAUGAAGACGGACGAGGUCCUUUUCGGAGGGGACCCAUCCCGACGGGGGGCAACAAAGGUUAAGAUGCCACACGGCAGGGUACCAUGUGGUGAGAUACGCCAUGAUGCACUACCAUCUGAUGAGAUAGGCCAUCUCGCGCUACCAAAUGAGCUACCCAGUAGGAAGGGAAAAUCCCUCGGGGGAGGGGCCACUUUGGAACACCGAUUAUUCGAAGAGGGGGGAAUAUAG